AUGAAUGUAGAGGCAUGCGCAAGAUUCACCCAUCAAAUCAAGCACGAUGUCGACUACGCUCAAACCCUCCUCACUCAGUCGAGAGAUUUGGUUCGAAAGAAUGAGGAAAUGCUCAUCUGGAUUUGCGGCACAAUGUCCGAAAUCCAGAACAAUCUUGCAAAGUUCAACGGCUGUAUCCCGAACAAGAAUGAUGUAGGCGCAACUCUGAAGGGAAAUAAGAGAGAGCGGGCAGAGCAGAGUCAGGUUCUUAGAGCUAACCAUUCUUCUCUCAUGGCUGCUAUUAAUGUCAUGCACCAGCUCAGGCUGACGCAGAAGCAGAAGCCAGCAUUGAGAAGCAGCAUGCCUCCGUCAGACUAG
This is a messenger RNA of Fusarium subglutinans, 357 nucleotides long. RefSeq lists its product as uncharacterized. The record is from RefSeq and is a predicted model, not a curated record. The transcript has a single exon. Bases 1 to 357 code for a protein of 118 amino acids. Lineage: Eukaryota; Fungi; Ascomycota; Sordariomycetes; Hypocreales; Nectriaceae.